AUGAAGCUCAAAGCAAGAACAUCUCUAGCUGUACUGGGACGGAUUGUACACCCACCGAAGCCAUUUUCCAUCCAUGGAUUCCAUUCUCGACUUUUCACAAUUAACAGUGCCUCAAAGCCCUCGAAAUUCUCAGCACCUUUAAGAAUCUUGUUUUGUGGUUCUGAUGAGUUUAGUUGUGAGUCUCUUCGGUCAUUGGUGGCAGAGAAGAGAUCAGAUCCAAAAGGAAUUGCUUCUAUCGAUGUUCUUGUUCGACCAGGUAAAAAAACUGGAAGAGGCAUGAAAGAGACUCGUGAAGUACCGCUGAAGAAAUUGGCCCAAGAAUUAAAUCUCCGCAUACAUGAGAGAGAUACAUUCACCGGAUGGGACCUACCGAAACCAAAUGGAGAACCAAUCAAUCUUAUCGUAGCAGUUUCAUUUGGCCUCUUCGUUCCACCACGCAUUCUCAACAGUGCUGAAUAUGGUGGAAUUAAUGUUCACCCUUCACUUCUUCCACAAUAUCGAGGAUCUGCUCCACUCCACCACACUAUCAUGAAUGGAGACACAAUUACUGGUGUCUCACUUCAAACUUUAGAUCCACACAAAUUUGAUCAUGGCGCCAUUCUCUGUCAACAGGGUUUUCCCAUCCCACAAUCUCAAACAAUAAGGUAUCAAGGUCUCCUGGACUUGGUCACACCUAAGGCGGCGAGCUUGCUUGCAAAGGGUAUCAGAGAUCGAGUCUUCAUGGACCCAAAGCCAGACCAAGGACUCAAACUUGCACACAAGAUCAAGCCAAUUGAUAGAUUCAUUGAUUUCGAGGAGGGAUUAUCCAUCAAUGUUGAACGAAAGUUCCGAGCACUGGGGCGACUUUGGUGCUAUACUCGUACUUGGUGGUCUGGCAAGAACAAAAAGAGGACAAUAUUUGAAGAUUUUGAGGUUGUACCAAUGCCAAAGCAAUCUGGCGUGAUUCCAGAACAGGUGCUUUUGACAUUGCCAAAGUGGGAGUACUUUUGUACUCGUGUGUAUGAGGAUCCUACUCAUCCAGGAUCUAUCAUUAUUCCUACGGUUGAGCCAGGUGUGGGGCUUCGGGUUAAACAUAUUCUCGUAGAAGGUCAGGUGGUGGGUUCAGCCAUUGAUGCUAUGCAUAAAGUAUCAGCUUUCACCAAACAUCCAGACGACGACAAGGAUUUGUUCAUGGCUGUAGCAUUGACAGAUAUGUCGGAGGAUGGUAAACAAUUGGUUUUGCGCGAUGGCAAAGGCUCUGAGUAUGCAGCGAAGCACCUGGUCAUCCCAAAGGUGCUCAAGAUUCACAGGGCGCGCCACAUUGAUCCUACCCCCCAAAAUCCAAGCCCUCUAGGUUGA
Molecule: messenger RNA, 1338 nt
Organism: Botrytis byssoidea
Lineage: Eukaryota; Fungi; Ascomycota; Leotiomycetes; Helotiales; Sclerotiniaceae
Exons: 4
Coding region: 1-1338 (445 amino acids)
Biological process (GO): conversion of methionyl-tRNA to N-formyl-methionyl-tRNA; biosynthetic process
Cellular component (GO): mitochondrion
Molecular function (GO): methionyl-tRNA formyltransferase activity
Source: RefSeq, a predicted model, not a curated record